Metarhizium album ARSEF 1941 is the source of this 360-nucleotide messenger RNA. RefSeq lists its product as uncharacterized. The coding region runs from base 1 to 360 and encodes 119 amino acids. NCBI's taxonomy places the organism in Eukaryota, Fungi, Ascomycota, Sordariomycetes, Hypocreales, Clavicipitaceae. The record is from RefSeq and is a predicted model, not a curated record. The transcript has a single exon.
AUGCCUGCCGUGGCCCCCGGACCAGACGCGCCAGGCGCUGAGGCCCUGCAAGUCCUCUGGCAUGGCCUGGCCCAAGCGCCUGACCCAAGCGCCUGGUCCUGGUCCAGGCACCAGACAUGCAUGCGGGCUUCCACAUUCGCAACCAACAUCGUCCAUCAAUUCCUCAUCUUCACUCCUCCAUCGUUCUUCAACGUCCCCCUUCCCCUGCAAGCUGCAAGCAGAAAUGUGGAGAAUUCAUACAAGAUGACGGCCUCCUCGUGGCGUCCGGCCUUGGGAGCUGCAGCGCGUGCUUGGUGCGUUGGUGUUGGUGGCGGCCAUCGACCGACUCGUGCUACCGCGGCUCGUACUCGUGUGUCGUGA